UUGUCGUUUCUGCUCCCGGAAGUCAUUGGGCGGAGGAGGAGGAGGAAGCUGAAGUAACUGAAGACUAUUUUGGGCGCCUUUUUCUCAAUUGCCGGGCCCAGAACGAGCCGGGAAAGGGAAAGUGUUGGUUGUUUCCGCCCCCGUUUGAGGAGGAGGGGGACUUCCUUUUCCCCUUCCUCCUCGCCAUGUUGCUGCCGUCAGACGUCGCCCGGUUGGUCCUCGGCUAUUUACAACAAGAAAGGCUUUUGGCCACUUGUAGGGCCUUUAUAUUGGAAAGUUCAGAUUUAAAAGAAUAUGCAGAACACUGUACAGGAGAAGGUUUUGUCCCAGCUUGUCUACUGUCUCUUUUUGGAAAAAACUUAAUCACCAUUCUGAAUGAAUAUAUAGCAAUGAAAUCAAAAGAAGCAACAAACGAUGUCCCAGCAAUGAUGUCAUCCUUAUGGAAAAAGUUAGACUACACACUUUCGCAAAUCAGGAGCAUGCAGAUGUCUAGUGGAUUUGCUGCUCAUCAACGAAGCCGCACAAGAUGUGCAAUUGCAGAUAUGAAAAAGCAGAAGUGUCUUCAGCAGACGUCAUCAAAUGUAGGGGUGACACCUGUUGCUCCAGGACCAGUGAGUUCUACUCCAAUGACAGCCACACAAGUUAUUCUUAAAUCAGUUGUAACUCCAAGUUUGGCUCAAACUAGAAUGGGUUCUUCAUUUACACAUCAGGUCCAGGUUCAGGAAAGCCAUGUUAAUGCAGAUUCUCUGAACUUGGUUUCUACCUUUCAAGAACGGAAGCUUCCUUCAGCUGUGAUGUCUCCUGUAAAAAGGAAAAAUGAUUCCCAGAAGAAAAAAACUUUAGUGUCAUCUGAAUCACAGUCAUCUAACUGCGACUCACAGGAUUCCCUCACACCAGAAGAAGAAAGCUCACCCAUGGAAGAGGAAAGUGAGCAGCUCGAACUUAUGGAUGGCGGCCUUCCUCAAAUGAUUAUUGAAAAUGCCAGAGAGAAAAUCCUAAGCAACAAAUGUCUCCAGGAGAAGCUUGCUGAAAAUAUUAACAAAUUCUUGGGCAGUGAUGGUAAUAUUUCUCAGGUUGUGAAGCAAGCAGAGAGUGGCCCAGCAAUACAAGAGUCUUCAAUUGAUGAAUUCCUUAACCUCCAGCAGGGUGAAAUUCACAUGACUGAGGAAGCUAUCCAAGAGAUUCUGGAGCAAACUGAAUCAGAUCCUGCAUUCCAAGGGCUCUUUGAUGUAUUUGAUUUUGGUAAAACUAAGGGGAGUAGAAAUGCUAUUCAUGGCCUUUCUACACAGAAUGGAGAAGUGGAAAAUGCAAUUUUGGUGGAUGAAGAAAACCUACAAGCCCUUGAAUGUUAUAUUGCAACAAAGGAGCUUGGUGAUAAUCCCCAAGGGUGCCUGUCAUACCCAGGAGACAAUUCCAAAGAGGCAAGCAUCCUGAAGACUGAUGGUAGCGGUAGCAAUGGGACCUUGGAAGAACGCUUGAAAAUGGAAGGGGUCGUAACUGGAGAAUUUCCUGGGAGUGCUAAGGAGACAAGCAACAAUGAUUCAGCUGAAACAGAAACAUGUGAAUGUCAAAGUACCUUUGAAUCUGCCGAUAAUCACUUUACUCACAUAGAGUUCAGUGGUGGCCACCACGUAGGAUCUUACAACCAAGGAGAAACUGCAACAAGAGACUUCAGAAUAGAGAAGGACUCGUUAUGCCAGGAUAUUCAAACCUCACCUGAUUUGCAGUAUGAUCACUUAGUUACUCCACAGAUACCACUCUCUGAUAACACUGCGUGUAUUUCAGUAUCAGAGAAUAUAUCAUCUGAAAAAACAAAUGCAAAAUUGCUCAUUUCUCCAAGAACUGGUGAUAGUGAAAUUUUAACAAGAACUAAUAUAGUCAUUCCUAGUCAUUCUGCAGAAUUUGUGAAAAGUGUGGAGCAGAUAAGCGAGCAAUCAGCUGUGUUUCCUGAACCUGACAAGCAAAAUCAAAGCAACACAGUUCUCUCUCAGUGUGAAAGCCAGGAGAAAUUCGAAUCCGAUUCUACCACAGCACUUGGGAAUACGUAUGAUCCAGAUUCAAUAGAGGUCCAGCUAGAAGUUGUAGAUACUUCCAACUCUUUUCAUUCUAAUGAUCUGCCUGACCAUCAAGAGACUUGUCCUGAACAUCAAAUGCAGACGUUGGAGGAUUCAGGGACGUCACAGGUAGACAUACAAGAGCCAUCAUCCUCUACAAAGACAGAUGCUGACAGUGCUUUUCUGGCUUCUGACAGUGAGAGGCCUGCAGAAAACCCCUCUACCUCAUCCACCAUGUGCCCUUCUCCUACUGUAGAGCCAAUGGGAGAAUCAAGUCCAGGUAACAGAGUUGGUGCUAGUGUUUCAUCUAGCACUCAAUCCGCAAGUGUUGACCCCUCCAGUAUAGUUUCUCUUAAAAUUAUUAUCAGUGAUGAUCCAUUCCUUUCAUCAGAGACUGAACUGAACAGUGCUGUUUCCAGCAUCACAGGAAAAAACAUGCCAACGAUCAUAUUGUCUUCUCCAGCUAAAUCACCAGCUAAAAUAACAGGAUCAUCCAAAUGUGUAUCUUCAGAAGAGGGCGAAAGGAUUGUGGAUGCAGCUUUGAUAGAGCAGAAUCUUCUCGUUGUCAGACCUCAAGACUCAGUCGCGAGGAAACUCGAUGUGCAGAAUGAAGAGUGUACUGUUGUUUCCAUUUCAGGAGGAUCAAAUGUUGCCAAGGAUGGGGGAUUUAUACAGCUGAUGCCAGCAACAACUACACCUUUUACCAACUCCAACAGUGUUUAUAUUGCCACUUGUGUGACUGAACCAGCAGCUUUGAGUACAAGUGUUACUCCAUCCAAUUUAGUCAUGUUGUCUGGUGGUUCAACAUCUCUUUCAUCACAAUUCCCAACACCGCAGCCGUUACGGACUCCGCCCAGAACAAAUGGCUUGUUUACCAUGAAUCCAACAAUGUCUCCAAACUUUCCACAGGGUUCUGCUAUUAUAAUUGCUUCUCCUGUACAGCCUGUGCUGCAGGGCAUGGUGGGAAUGAUUCCUGUUUCUAUCAUGGGACAAGCUGGAAGUGCAUUUUCAGAUCCUUCCCAGCAGAUUCUACACCUGCCAAUACAGACAUCUUUAGGCAGUGGAGGCAUUCCUAAACUACCUCUCCCUCCCAAAUCUCAGAGGAUCCCAAGAAAUAAGUCAAAUGCAGGAAAGCUAGUGCUGAGUGGAUCAGAACCUCUGAAUUGCCCUGGUUCCCGAGCUCAAAGAAUUGGCAAUUUGGACAAGAAUGCCUGUGGAGAUGCGAACAAGAAGCUGGAGAUGGUUGCUGUGGAUACCACCAGCCCAAGUUCCAAACAGAAUGAGAGCCACAGAAGAGUGCUGUGCUUUGACAAGGCUCUAGCCAUUCCCGUCGGCAGCACACAAGUCUCGCAGAAAGAAAGGCAGGAAAAUCCUUUGGAUCCUGGAAAUUCUCCCAGUGCUGUGCUUUCAUCUACUAAAAUCCAUUCUAACAAGAGGGAACGUGAGAGAACAUUGCCUAGGAUUUUAUGUAAGCCUAACGUUAGUCACCGAAGUUCUGCCGUGAAGGAAAACCUGUCCGAGAAGAAGGGUUCAAGUCCAGGACUGGCCUCUGAUGUGUUAAGGAAGCAGACAGCGAAUAAAGAAAACGAACUAGAGAGGAAUGUUGACAAAACACCCCAAAAACAGGAGGCAGCAACUUUAUCCAGUGGUCAACAAAAUCAGAACGAGAAGAACACCUCUUCACCUCAAGAACUGACUAAAAAACAAGGCCUACAGGCAAAUACAAAUAGCAAGAAUUCAGGAGUUUUGCCUUCCACGGAGCCAAAAAAAGACCAAACAAAGUCUCCCAACCAAUCUCAUUCUUUGGCCAGUCCUCUGGCUAAGCAAGCUGUGGAGGUGCUCCAUGACAUUCAGAGGCAGAGCCCUGCUAGUAAACUGCCCGAAAGUGUGGACUUGCCGGUGCCCCGCACACCUUCGGGAAUGGGGGAUCGGCACACGGAGGACGCAUUUGAUAUAGUGAGGACACCGACAUGUAGGCGGUACAGCGAGGACAGUACCACCCCGAGGAUCAUGGUCCCUCCAGCCACGCCCGAUCUGCCAGCCUGCAGCCCAGUCAGUGAAACCAGCAGUGAAAAUAGUGUCAGCAUGGCUGCCCACACUUUGAUGAUCCUCUCACGAGCAGCAAUUGCAAGGACUAGUACAGCCCUCAAAGACAAUACGCAAUCCUUUAAGUCUCUAAAAAGUGUGGCCAAAAAAAGGAAGCAGGAAGAUGUGGUCGAAUGUGAAAAGGGUUCCCGUCCAACUAGUAAAAAAGAUCUUCAGAACUUUACCGUGCCGAUAAAAAAGAAGAAAGUAAAGCAGAAGAAGCUACCAAUUGCCUUUCCCGCUGGAAUGGAUGUGGAUAAGUUCUUGUUAUCUUUGCAUUAUGAUGAAUAAAUAGAAAAAUGCUUUUAAUAUCACUGGCACACUCAAGAGGAGAGAACACAUCGAGGCUUUAAGAUGCACAAUCAGUUCAUUGCAAUUCCACUUCUUAAAAGAAAGUCAAGCGGGUUCUUGAACAAGUCGUUGGUUUUUGAAUAAGGGAGCACUUUUCUGGCUCUGUGUUAAAUUUGCACAGUUGUACUUAGUGGGUUGCUGUAAAUAUUGUACAGUUGUUAAUGUUGUAAAACAACAAGAUACUACUUUUGACACCAGGUGUUGGUUUUUUUUCUGCCAAAAUGUGCACAUUACGAGUUUCAACAGUUUUUUAUAGUGUGAAGCAUCCAUAAUCCUAAAUAUGCUCCACUGAAUGGUGGAGCUUAUACUGAAGUUGGAAUUGUUCCCAGGACAGACUCUAACCAAGCUUUCAAUGGUUGGUUUUAGUUGAAGAACAGAUAAGAGUUAAUAAUUUCUCCAAGCCUUCAACAAACAGCUGGGAAAUUUCUAAAUGUGGCAACACUCCCCCUUUUGUAUUGAAGAUAUUUUUUCCUGUUCGCCUUUGCCCUGUCUUCUCUCUAAGUUGCAAUUUUGUUACAAUAAAAGUUUUCCAACUUCCUUACUAUCUCUAAGAA
Messenger RNA from Anolis sagrei ordinatus, 5044 nucleotides. RefSeq names its product nuclear protein, coactivator of histone transcription (gene NPAT). The record is from RefSeq and is a predicted model, not a curated record. Lineage: Eukaryota; Metazoa; Chordata; Lepidosauria; Squamata; Anolidae. Gene Ontology annotation, molecular function: transcription coregulator activity; protein binding. Gene Ontology annotation, cellular component: nucleus.